This is a messenger RNA of Vanderwaltozyma polyspora DSM 70294, 1602 nucleotides long. RefSeq lists its product as uncharacterized. The record is from RefSeq and is a predicted model, not a curated record. Bases 1 to 1602 code for a protein of 533 amino acids. The transcript has a single exon. Gene Ontology annotation, cellular component: membrane. Gene Ontology annotation, molecular function: carbohydrate:proton symporter activity. NCBI's taxonomy places the organism in Eukaryota, Fungi, Ascomycota, Saccharomycetes, Saccharomycetales, Saccharomycetaceae. Gene Ontology annotation, biological process: transmembrane transport; carbohydrate transport.
AUGGAGUGGUUUCCCAUUUAUAAUGCCGGCAAACUGUGCAGUAUUGAACCUACUUAUCAGUUAACUAGUAUAAAUUUAAUUAUCUCUAUAGCAACUUUUACCACUGGGAUGGAUAUUACAUCUUUGAUUGUAUUUCUGGAUAAACCGCAGUUUUUGAAUUAUUUUGGUGUUCCAAAUGCUUUGGAACAAGGUUUGCUCGUUGGUUCGAAUCCAAUGGGUGCUCUUUUGGGCUGUAUCCUUUAUGCCAUUCUAGUGGCUAGGAUGGGUCGCGUCACAAUGUUUCGUUUCGGUACACUUUUAUGGAUCGUAGGUUCUAUUAUUGGCAUCACAUCUGUAGCGUUAUGGAUGGUAGUUCUAUCAAGGCUCAUUAAAGGCUUGACAGUGGGGAUGUUUUCUAUACUGGUCGUGGCCUAUGCAAGUGAAGUAUUCCCCAAGAGAGGGAAAGGUAAAGCAAUGGCUUUUACCCAUUUGACACAUACAGCUUCUAUUGUGGUUAUUUAUUAUGCUAGUGUCUGGUCAACUGUUUUGAAAUCACAUUAUUCGUUCAAGCUUGUAUGGGGGGUGGAAAUCAUUCCUUCAUUGAUUUUUUUGAUAUUUUCAAUUUGGCUACCUGAAUCACCUCAAUGGUUGACUGUACAUGGGAAUUAUUCAAAAGCAGAAGCAGUACAAAAUAAGAUUGCUGAAACUUAUAAACCAAAUAACAAAUCGUUAGUCAUUCCAAAAUUAAAUAAGAUAGACUUGGCAACUCUUUAUGGAGAUGGGAUUAAUAAUUUUAGAUACAUUGAUCUUUUCAGAAGAAAUUGUUGGAGACAGACGUUGAUGGGAUUCUCUCUACAAAUGUUAGUUCAGGUAAGUGGUGUCAAUUUCUUGAUGUUUUACAUUAUCUAUAUCUGUGACAUGUUGGGUUUAGAAGGAAAGGCCAAGACGUUUUCGGCUUCCGUACCAUAUUUUAUUAAUAUGAUAUUGAGUUCUUUACCAAUAACUUACUUGGAUAAAGUUGGAAGGAGAGAUAUAACUGCUGCUGGUUCCUUCCCACUUUGUUUAAUAAUGAUAGCAAUUGGUAUAUUUAUGGCAAUUGAUGGACAUGAAGUUGAGCCAGAAGUUCAAAAUUUGGGAGUGAAUUGGGUUGUCAAUGCUCAUGGUGGACCAAUUAUAUUAGGAUUAUGUUUUCUUUUUAUUUCAAUUUUUGCUCUAACUCUGUCAUGUGGACCUUGGAUAUAUACUAAUGAAUUAUUACCAACAAGAGCAAAACCAAAGGGUUUUGCGCUAUGUAUGUUGACUGGUUGGACAGUUAAUUUUAUACUGACACUUUUAGGACCUUUGAUGAUUCUACAUUUGAAAUGGGCAACAUUUGUAUUGUUUGGUGCGAUGACAUUUGUGAUUUCUGUCUUCGUCGUUGCACUGUUCCCAGAGACUAAAGAUUUGGAUAAUGACGUAAUAGAUAAUUUAUAUGGGAACUAUAAUCAAAAGGAAAAGAACAGUUGUUCCAAAUUAGAAAAGGCAUCGUCAUAUCCAGCUACCCCUAAAACUUCAACCGAACCAUUUGGACCAAUUAUUAUGAAUGAAUUUGACGAUAGUUCUAAUGAAUUAAAAUCGACAUAG